AAGACUUCCUCUGCUGCCAAGACUCGUUCAGUUCAGUCUAGUAGUGCCAAUUCCGUAAGGCCUGAGGCUCAGCUCCAACACUGAACAACAAUGGCUUCUUCCUCGUCGUCCUCUUCGUUCUUUGAUAUUGAGCCGCUCGACGGCGGUGAGACCUGCCGCCACGCCAUGGACGCCUGCUCCCUCUGCGGGAAGCGGCUCGCUGGGGACUGCGACAUCUUCAUGUACAGAGGAGACACGCCGUUCUGCAGUGAGGAGUGCAGGUGCCACCGAAUGGUAUUGGACGAGGCAAGCGUGAAGAACAGCAAGCCCUUCAAGGAGCAUCCUGCACAAAAAGAGCAAAGCCAUGCUGCCGACCCCGGCCAUGUCGGACUCGCGGCAAAUGUGCCCGUUGCGACGUAAUCAGCAGGCAGAAAGGAAGCGUCCGAUUCCCUUCGGAAUGAAGCAACAGUCCGAUCGUGAUAAAUAGAGGCAGUAGAUCCAACGUUGUAUUCUCGUUAUCGACUUUUUUUCGGUUCUUUUUUGUCGCUCACUACCGGUAUGCGAGGUGUAGACGUGAGCAAGAGUGGAAAGAACAGUGGGUGUACAUGACGGCAUUUCCCAAUUCCCAGUUGGCCCUUGCAAUCA
Messenger RNA from Phragmites australis (common reed), 624 nucleotides. Its product is annotated as FCS-Like Zinc finger 2-like. The record is from RefSeq and is a predicted model, not a curated record. NCBI's taxonomy places the organism in Eukaryota, Viridiplantae, Streptophyta, Magnoliopsida, Poales, Poaceae. The transcript is spliced from 2 exons. Bases 91 to 399 code for a protein of 102 amino acids.